AUGCUCCUGGGUGUUUCAUGGUUAUACUAUGCAUUUCCCAUAGUUUACCCUGAUGCUCUGUUUGAGUUCUGUGGAGGGAACUUCACAGUGACGGGCCCGAGAGCAACUGCUGGGAUCUUUGCUACAUACCUGGCGCCAUACCUCUCAGUGGGAGGAGGCUUUCUGGACCAGGUGCUGGGCACUGCCUUGCUGCUGCUGUGUAUCCUGGCACUGAAUGACCGCAGGAACAGCCCGGCGCUCAGCGGCACGGAGCCUCUGCUCAUCGGCCUCCUCGUGGUGGUGAUUGGCAUCUCUCUGGGCAGCAACAGCGGGUACGCCAUCAACCCCGCCCGCGACCUUCCCCCGCGCUUCUUCACCGCCAUGGCAGGCUGGAGUCCUGACGUCUUCAGUGCUGGUAACGGCUGGUGGCGGAAACCUGUGGUGGUGCCCAUGGUUGGCAGUGUGACUGGCUCUCUGCUCUACAAAUUCUUCAUCGAGUAUCACCACCCGGCUGAGGAGCAUCAAGAAGAGGGGGGAGGCUGCUCUGAUCAAAAACACUGCCUUCGCUUUUAA
Molecule: messenger RNA, 552 nt
Organism: Polyodon spathula (Mississippi paddlefish)
Lineage: Eukaryota; Metazoa; Chordata; Actinopteri; Acipenseriformes; Polyodontidae
Product: aquaporin-10-like
Exons: 5
Coding region: 1-552 (183 amino acids)
Biological process (GO): water transport; glycerol transmembrane transport
Cellular component (GO): plasma membrane; basolateral plasma membrane
Molecular function (GO): urea transmembrane transporter activity; glycerol channel activity; water channel activity
Source: RefSeq, a predicted model, not a curated record